AUGCCUCCUUCCCUCGUCCUCCUCCCGCGCGCUCUCUCACCCGCGCCGCCCGCCGGGCCGCUCUCCCGGUCCCGGCGGCGGCGGCGGCGCGGCCUCGCGCCGGUGCGGGCGUCGUGGCAAGAGCUGGCGGGGGUGCUGGUGUUCUCCGCCGUGCCCUUCACCGCCGUCAAGGCCAUCGCCAACAGCCCCCUCGGCGCCCGCCUCCGCCGCCGCCUCGAGGACCGGAAGGCCGCGGCCGCCGCCGAGUCCGACGCCCUCCGCGCGGCCGCGCGCCAGGCCCGCGCCGCCAGCUCUUGGUACGGCGAAGAUCGGCCGCGGUGGCUGGGCCCCGUGCCGUACGAGUACCCGGCGCAUCUCGCCGGAGACUACCCUGGCGAUUACGGGUUCGACAUAGCAGGUCUGGGCAGGGAUCCCGUUGCUUUCGCAUACUACUUUAACUUUGAGAUCUUGCAUUGUCGGUGGGCCAUGCUUGCAGCCCUCGGUGUUGUUAUUCCUGAGCUGUUAGAUCUUUUUGGGGUAGUGCAUUUUGUUGAGCCUGUCUGGUGGAAAGUUGGUUAUGCAAAACUUCAGGGUGAUACCCUUGAUUACCUUGGGAUUCCUGGUUUUCGAAUUGCUGGUGGUCAGGGUGUCAUUGUCAUUGCUAUCUGUCAGGCCCUUCUGAUGGUUGGUCCGGAAUAUGCAAGGUACUGCGGAAUUGAGGCUCUAGAACCCUUGGGAAUAUAUCUUCCAGGCGACAUAAACUACCCAGGAGGAGCGCUUUUCGAUCCCUUGGGGCUCUCCAAAGAUCCAGCCGCGUUCGAAGAUCUCAAGGUGAAGGAGAUCAAGAACGGUCGCCUGGCAAUGGUUGCUUGGCUCGGCUUCUACAUUCAGGCAGCUGUAACUGGCAAGGGCCCUAUUCAGAACCUUGUUGAACACUUGUCGGAUCCUCUACACAACAACAUUUUGUCCUCUUUUGUUUGAGCCGUCUUUUACUGGACAUCGCAACUGCGUCCUGUUUGGUCACAGGAACAGUAGUAGUUAUGCAGCUAGCAUUCAUGUUUACGGCUUG
Oryza brachyantha (malo sina) is the source of this 1048-nucleotide messenger RNA. RefSeq names its product chlorophyll a-b binding protein 7, chloroplastic. Gene Ontology annotation, cellular component: membrane. Gene Ontology annotation, biological process: photosynthesis, light harvesting in photosystem I; response to light stimulus. NCBI's taxonomy places the organism in Eukaryota, Viridiplantae, Streptophyta, Magnoliopsida, Poales, Poaceae. The transcript has 5 exons. The record is from RefSeq and is a predicted model, not a curated record. Bases 1 to 960 code for a protein of 319 amino acids.